CCGGUGGUUAUUGAGAAAGCUGCAUUGCAAGUGCAAGCGUCUGCCAACAUUCGGCAACCGACUGCAGGGAGGAAGGGACUAUAUAGGCAGCGGUGCUUCUUGAAGCCACACACGUCUAUCCUCCAGCAGCCGACAUGAAGAUUAUCCUGCUCGCUGCCCUGGUCGCUGCGGCCGCCGCUGCCCCUCAAGACUAUGCCUCCAGGGAGGUCAUCCCCAUUGUGAAGGACAUCCGUGUUCAUGAGGACGACGGAAGAUACAGUGUGGACGUGGAGACUGGCAACGGCAUCUUCCAGUCCCAGUCUGGUUCCCCCACCGGAGCCGAGGGAUCGGUGGUCAAGGCUGGCGAAUACUCUUACACUGCCCCUGACGGAACUCCAGUUGUCGUCAAGUUCGUCGCUGAUGAGUACGGUUACCAGCCCCAGUCUGACCUGCUGCCCGUGGCCCCUGAGUUCCCGCACCCUAUCCCUCAGUUCGUGCUGGACCAGAUCGCCUUCGCCGCUCAGGAGGACGCCAACCGACCUCGUGAGGAGAGAUACGAAUAAUACUAAGAAAAUCUACGGUACUAGAGACGGCGUUACAGAGGCGAGCAGUCACGCUGAGACCUGCUGGCUCUCGCAGGAGCUUGCUGCCUGCUCGCCCCUUUGAUGCCGCGAGAAUAUUCCAUAAGCAAAGCAUAUCAUUGACUGACUCGUGUAUUAUUUAUUUGUUACUUUGCUUUUGUAUGAACGCAAUUAAUGCUGUGUAGAAAGCCGAGACUCCUUCCUGUAUUUUUGAUAAUGUAAACACGUUAUUUU
Messenger RNA from Scylla paramamosain (green mud crab), 794 nucleotides. RefSeq names its product cuticle protein AMP1B-like. The transcript has 3 exons. Gene Ontology annotation, cellular component: chitin-based extracellular matrix. The record is from RefSeq and is a predicted model, not a curated record. Bases 135 to 542 code for a protein of 135 amino acids. Gene Ontology annotation, molecular function: structural constituent of chitin-based larval cuticle. NCBI's taxonomy places the organism in Eukaryota, Metazoa, Arthropoda, Malacostraca, Decapoda, Portunidae.